Molecule: messenger RNA, 2083 nt
Organism: Aspergillus alliaceus
Lineage: Eukaryota; Fungi; Ascomycota; Eurotiomycetes; Eurotiales; Aspergillaceae
Product: gamma-glutamyltransferase family protein
Exons: 4
Coding region: 116-1936 (606 amino acids)
Source: RefSeq, a predicted model, not a curated record
GGGGGUCGUGAUUUAUUUCCCUCCCCCCCCCCCCCCCCUUCGUUCUGCGCAAUCAUUAUUUUGGGAAGAAGUGGUUCCAAUACUACCUGCUGUUUAGCAAGCAGUAUAUUCCAAAAUGCCUCUCAACUCAAAGGCUAUUUACUCGAGAUUGAAUCCCGACUUUGUUCCAUUCACGAGUCGGAGAAGUACCGUGCAUAGCACCAAUGGCAUCGUGACCUGUACCCAGCCUUUGGCGGCGGCGGCGGGCCAAAGAAUUCUGACAGAGGGAGGAAAUGCUGCCGAUGCUGCUGUAGCUGUGGCUGCCGCACUGAACAUCACCGAGCCGUCGUCGACGGGUAUCGGAGGAGAUAUGUUCUGUCUUUUCUACGAUGCCAAAACAAAGAAGGUCCAUUCCCUCAAUGGAUCCGGAAGAUACCCUGCAAAUGCUUCUCUAGAACAAGUUCGAAGUGAUUUGAACGUCGGCCCGAACGACACAGGAACCAUUCCUAUGAAGAGUGUCCUUGCGGUAACAACGCCCGGCGCAGCUGCGGGGUGGGUUGACACGGUGGAAAAUUUUGGUAGUGGCAGGCUCUCCUUGGAGCAGAUCCUACUUCCAGCCAUUGAACUUGGCGAGAAAGGGUUUCCUGUAUCCGAAUUAUCGUCCUUUUUUUGGCGAGAGGGUGAAGAUCUCGUUCGACAAGCAUCCCCAAAUGCACGUGAGAUGCUCAAACCUGACCAGAAAGCUAGAGAUGGAUUCAGAGCUCCUCUCCCCGGUGAGAUCUUGAAGAACCCUACACUGGCUCAAACCUUCCGAUCACUUGCGGCAAAUGGCAAGAAGGGAUUCUAUGAAGGGCGAGUUGCAGAGGAGAUAGUGAAGGUUGUCCAAGAUUUGGGAGGCUACCUGACUCUGGAUGACCUCAAGUACCACGCAGAGACCGGAACUCAGGAAACGGAGGCGAUCUCCCUCAAGUUCAGCGGACAGAGCAUUGCCGAGAAGCAGGCUGAGGGUACGGAUAGUGAAGUCAACCAAGGGGUGGAGAUCUGGGAGCAUCCGCCGAAUGGACAAGGGAUCGUCGCUCUCAUGGCGUUGGGAAUCCUCGAAGAACUUGAAAAAUUGGGCAAGAUUCCUAAAUUCACGGAGGCCCAGCACAACUCCGCCGUAUACCUCCAUGCAAUCAUCGAAAGCCUACGCAUAGCGUUCGCUGAUGCGUCUUGGUGGGUUACAGAUCCCGACGUGGAGAAGGUACCAUCCAGCGAACUGAUCUCCCAACCUUACCUGGCUGAGAGGGCAAAACUGUUCAAUGCGGAGAGGGCGACUGAUAUCAUUGAUCACGGGAGCCCAGCUCACAAUCACUGCGACACUGUCUAUUUUGCGGUCACAGACAAGGAGGGUAAUGGUAUCUCUUUUAUCAAUAGCAACUACGCCGGGUUUGGUACCGGUAUCAUUCCCGAGGGCUGUGGGUUUACAUUGCAAAACCGCGGUGCCAAUUUCUCUCUAAGUCCGGGUCAUCCAAAUGUCUUGGCCCCUCGGAAACGGCCUUACCAUACCAUUAUUCCUGCUAUGAUCACCAACAUCUCUGAUGGUUCUCUACAUUCAGUGUAUGGGGUCAUGGGUGGCUUUAUGCAGCCCCAAGGCCAUGUCCAGGUUCUGCUCAAUAUGCUUGCAUUCAACUAUCACCCACAGGCCGCAUUGGAUGCCCCUAGGAUCUGCAUAUCUGCUGGCUCACCAGAGCUAGGAAAGCCCGUAGAUCGUACUGUCUAUGUAGAGGAAGGCAUCAGCGAUGAAGCCAUCGAAGGCCUAAAGCGUCUUGGUCACGAAGUGAAAGUCUUGAGUGGCUGGGAGAGAGGCAUGUUUGGCAGGGGACAGAUUAUCCGCUGUCAUUAUGAUGAUGGGCAGCUGGUUUAUAGUGCAGGAAGUGACCAAAGAGGAGAUGGUAUGGCCAUUCCUGUGCUGUGAUGUAUUAUUCUUAUGAGAAGUCUAUACUGGAACUCUAGUCGCUAGAGCCCUGCAUUAUGAUACAUCGUGUAUAUAUAUAUUUGUCAAGGGCAUGUUUUCAAUAUAAGAUUUGUUAUUGUGUACUAUCUAGCACACAAAGCUCUACCA